This is a messenger RNA of Budorcas taxicolor (takin), 1432 nucleotides long. It is a transcript of the gene QNG1, whose product is annotated as Q-nucleotide N-glycosylase 1. The record is from RefSeq and is a predicted model, not a curated record. Bases 203 to 1228 code for a protein of 341 amino acids. Lineage: Eukaryota; Metazoa; Chordata; Mammalia; Artiodactyla; Bovidae. The transcript is spliced from 4 exons.
UGCACGAGGGGCCUUAGGAGCUUGGGGACCGUCGGUUCUCUUAUCCUCUCUGAGAGGGUGGGAGCCUGUUAGGGCUACGAUCCCGCGGUGGGAAGGGAGGGAAAGUCGUAGGGGACCCUGGCCUUUGUCCCUGCUAGAAAGGGAAGGGCGUUUGGCCAGCCCGCGGGCAAAAGUGUCGGUUCCUGUCCCACAGAAGUGCAGGAUGGACAGGCUUCUGACUCCCAGGGAGUCUGCAAAAUUCAUUGCCGAGAACAGUCGAGAUGUGUUCAUUGACGACGGAGGCGUGCGGAGGGUGGCCGAGCUGCUGCUGGCCAAGGCCACGGGGCCCGAGCUGCGCAUUGGGGGCUGGAAGGCGAUUCACGAGCUGAAUCCUAGGGGCACCGACGAGGCCGCCGUUAACUGGGUGUUCGUGACAGACACGCUCAACUUCUCCUUCUGGUCGGAGAGUGACGAGCAUAAAUGUCUGGUGGGGUUUGGGGGAAAGACGUAUAGUGGGUACUGGUCCCUGUGCGCCGCGAUCAACAGAGCUCUGGACGAAGGGAUCCCAAUAACUAGUGCUUCCUACUACGCCAAAGUGACCCUUGAUGAGGUCCGGCAUAUACUCCGGUCUGACACAGAUGUCCCCAUGCCUUUGAUAGAAGAGAGGCAUCGGAUUCUCAAUGAAACAGGGAAAAUUCUGCUUGAGAAGUUUGAAGGCUCUUUUCUUAAUUGUGUCCAAAAAAGUGAUAAAAGUGCUCAGAAGUUAUUGCACCUGGUAGUUGAAAACUUUCCUUCUUACAGAGAUGUGACUCAGUUUGAGGGGAAAAGAAUUUCUUUUUACAAAAGGGCCCAAAUCCUGGUGGCAGAUACGUGGAGUGUAUUAGAGGGGAAAGGAGAUGGCUGCUUUAAGGACAUCUCCAGUAUCACCAUGUUUGCCGACUACAGAUUACCUCAGGUUCUUGUUUACCUGGGAGCCCUGAAAUACUCCAAUGAACUACUGGAGAAGCUUCUCAAAGGAGAAAUGCUUUUUUAUGGGAAUAGGCAAGAGGUGGAAAUCAGAGGGUGCUCAGUUUGGUGUGUCGAGCUGAUCCGGGAUUGUCUUCUGGAGCUUAUUGAAAAAAAGGGUGAAAAAACUACUGGAGAGAUUAAUUCCAUUCUUCUGGAUUAUUACUUAUGGGACUAUGCCCGUGAUCACAGGGAAGAUAUGAAAGGAAUUCCAUUUCAUCGUACACGUUGCAUAUAUUAUUGACCCAUAGUGUAAACUGAUCCUAAGAAAUUCCUUGCAUUUUUGUAUCAUAAUUAUUUAUACAAUUCUGCUUUGAUAUUAAGAGAAAGUGGUAGAGGUUACAGCAACAAGAAAAUUGAUUAGCCAGACUCUCUUAAAAUCUUUUCCUGACAUAUCACCCUGUAUUCCCAAUUUUAUCCUAUGUUUGCUUGUUUAAUUUUAACUAUA